This is a messenger RNA of Opisthorchis viverrini, 1629 nucleotides long. RefSeq lists its product as hypothetical. The record is from RefSeq and is a predicted model, not a curated record. Gene Ontology annotation, biological process: cell communication; metal ion transport. The coding region runs from base 1 to 1629 and encodes 542 amino acids. Gene Ontology annotation, cellular component: membrane. NCBI's taxonomy places the organism in Eukaryota, Metazoa, Platyhelminthes, Trematoda, Opisthorchiida, Opisthorchiidae. The transcript has 13 exons.
AUGCAACCAAGCUGCAGAAAUUCAGACUGUCAUCUCCAAGACAACUGUGUGUACAACGAGAAAAGAAAACAACCUUUUGGUUGGGCUUAUUUUUCCUCUCCAACUUACAUGGUCAGCGCAGGUGCUCGCGAAGUCUCUUGCCUGGUGCAUUUUCAAAGGCACCACGUCACCUCAGAUACAGGAUCGAAAACAGUAGAUAAAAGCUGUAUCGAAGACAACUCCAAAUCACUCGUUGAGGAACAGGAAACUGAAAAGCCCAGAAAAAGCUUGCAGAACCACAGCGUAGAGACAGAGUCAGUGAAUGCGAGGAGAACUUCGACAUCCAAAAAUUCACUGACACCGACAACCGAUAUAUUCUACGUUCCAUUCGAGGUUCGACCUGGAAGUGCGCAGCCUGGAAUUCAUUACGAACCCAUCUCUGCAGGUGUACUGCAUUUUACAGGUGAAGAGAAGGAACACUCAAUUUUAAUUGGACUAAAUGUGGAUAAUUCAGUUCCGGUCUGCUCGGAGCCUUUGGACUUUUAUGUUAUCCUUAGCAGUCAUCACUCGAACCAACUCAAGCGAGAAGAAAAUGCAGAUCCUGAAGAAGAACAAAAUAGUCCAAAUCGUUUGCGAGUUGCAACGCCGGCCAGUCCUUCUGUUGCUCGUGUUUUACUACUGCCGUCGGAUGCAAGUGACUGUCUCGAGAUGCAAACCAGUCAUUAUUACGCCACACCGGACUCAACAUCAGUCGUUGUUGCUGUGAUUCGUCGAGGUCCGUGUCAACAAUUCUGCCAAGUUGAAAUCUUCACCAGAGAUGGUACGGCGGGAGCUGCUGAGAGCAAUAAUGAGAAUGGCGACUACUUGCCUCUGACAAAAGACAUUGAAUUCCAGCCUGGCGUUUCUUCCCAUCUUAUCAGUAUACAGCUGAUACACCGUAAACCAAACAACCGAUACUUCUUUGCAGAGCUUCGAAAUCCAAGAGGAAACUGCAAGCUCGGUGAACACAAGGUGGCAAUCUGUUACCUCAACUCAGUGGACGGUGCAGCAGACGCUCAAGAUGUGGUGGAAGGUGACAUUAGCUGGUCCGAUCAAUUCCGGAUGGCAAUCACGCUUAUUCCCAGCGUGGAUGAAAACGGUAUACAAGUCCCCCUGACGAAUAUGGAUUAUGCGCUACAUGGAGUCACUUUCUUCUGGAAACUACUCAGCGCUUUCCUUCCACCAAGCCGGGUUACGGUGAAAAAGAGGAAGGCUUUCGCCGCAGAGUUCUUUAUUAAGGAAACACCAACUGAACAGUUACAGACUAUUGGUCGGGGGAGCAAAACUCUCAUACGCAUCUUGUUAACAAAACUGAAUACCCAUCUCCUCCUUAAACCCAAAGUACUUGGGAGGCUAUUUGACCUUUUGUUUGUCCCUUAUCUUCAUUGGAAUCUUGACGGCUAUUGUGGAGGAGCUCCAUGUGCCACGCAUAAAAGUGUCGUAAGUACGCAGGGAGCCCACAAUGGCAAGCAAACACAAGUCACUGACUGCGACCUUAGGAAGUCCCAGUCCAAUAACAGCCUUAGCGGAUUGAGGAAAGCAGAUCCCUCGAUAGGAGAUGAUCACCGGUUGGUGAACCAAAAAGUCGAUAUCACAACCGAUGGCAUGUAG